Molecule: messenger RNA, 3490 nt
Organism: Salmo salar (Atlantic salmon)
Lineage: Eukaryota; Metazoa; Chordata; Actinopteri; Salmoniformes; Salmonidae
Source: RefSeq, a predicted model, not a curated record
CAUUCAAAAUGAUGUCCUCUCCUGAAAUAAAUGUAUGACGACACAAAAUGUUUAACUUCUAAGAAUUCUAUACAGUAAUGUUUAUUCAUAAAAUUAUUAAAUGUGUCAGCUGCUGUGAAGAGAGGGCGCUAUUACUAAUUUACUCAUUAUUUCACUAUACAGGUCGACGUCAUUGUGAAUACAACACAACAAGAUCUCAAGUUAGCCAUCGGGGAAAUCUCAAAAGCUAUAUCACAGAAGGCAGGCAGCGAAAUGCAAAAGGAAAUAGUAAAAGCACAUUAUUCACAUGUUUUAAAUGGAGAUAUUAUUGAAACCAAAGGAUGUAAACUAAACUGCUCCUCUGUGUACCACACUGUGUGUGCACAAAGAAAUGAAUAUUCAGCUGAUAAGAUCCUCUACAAUUUGGUGUUAGGAUGUUUAAGAAUGGCAGCGACAAGUGGAUGAAGGUCAAUCUCUUUCCCUGCUAUUGGUACAGGGCAGCUAGGAUUCCAUAAACAGGAGGUUGCCAAGAUCAUGACCGGUGCUGUGGUGGCGGCUGCCCAGAACCUCCAAGAGAUGAGGAUGGAUAUCUAUGUUGUCGUUUAUCCAUCUGACAAGGACACAUUUCAGGCUUUUAAAGAUCAACUAAAAUCUCACCAAGACGCAAUGAAAUAUCCUAGCUCCUUGUCACGACUUCUCCCGAAGUCGGUCACUCUCCUUGUUCGGGCGGCAUUUGGUGGUCGACGUCACCGGUCUUCUAGCCAUCGCCACUCCACCUUUCAUUUUCCAUUUGUUUUGUCUUGUUUUCCCACACACCUGGUUCACAUUCCCUCAUUGGACUAAAUGUAUAUUACCCUCUGUUUCCCCAUGUCUGUGUGUGGAAUUGUUCUUUGUGUGGGGUGUUACGCUACAGGCUGGCUUGCGCUAGGUUUGUUUCAAACCUAGGUUUGUUUAUUUUGUUUAGUCCGGUUCAUGUUACUGUGGUUGUGCUUUGUGCUGCCUCGCCUGUGCCUUUGGGCCAGGGUGUAUAUUAAAGUUCUCCUGUUAUCACCCAUCUCUGCUCUCCUGCGCCUGACUUCCCGGCAACCAGUCACUCACCCCGUUACACUCCUCCAACAGUGCCUCCUCUCAUGGUGAGCCCCCAGUCAAAAGAAGUAGGCUAAGUGGUUGAUACAACACAUUAUACAGUAUGGUACAAUGUUCUAUCAUGUGAUACAACAUUAUAUUGAUACAACAUACAGUAUAUUUUUUAUCUACAGUUACUAAACCAGCUCAUGCAGCAUUUUCGAUUUUGAACAGACUUAUGCUUUCAUGUCUCGUCUGCAAGGAUUUGGCCAUGCAACUGAUCAGUAUGAGUCUCCAAGGGGAGGCGCAACACCACAUAUCGAGCUCAGCAGUGCCCACAGUGACACGUUGAGGGAGGCCACAUUUUGGCUCACUUUUAUAAUGUCCUCUGAUAGCUUCACCAUUCACAACAAUUUCAUCCAGUGCUUUGGCCAGACAGAGUUUGAUGAGUUGCUGUCCUUUCAGACCAAGUGGAAGGUUUCCAUCGAGGAGAACUUAAAAGAUGGCUGUGCCAGCAUCACCAUCCAGGGGGCUUCUAGAGGUGUCAGGGCUGCUGUGUUAGAGGUGGAAGCCAUGUGCUGCAAAGUCCAAGAGGAUUUUACAAAAGAACUGGAGAAUUUGAUGGGCCUGAAAUCUCCCACCAGUUCCCCAAGGAAGCCUGUAGACGAUAACAGCUUGGAACAUAGAGAAAUACAACGCCAUUUUUCUGGGUUUCUAAUUGUCAGGGUUGAGAAGGUGGAGAAUCAUACUCUGAGGCAGCUCUUUGACCUUAAGAAGUUGCAGGUGUCUACCUCUCCUCACCGGAUGUACCAUUGCCUGCCAGCGCAAUUCUGUGACCUGCUCAGCAGAGUGGGUUUCCAGAAGGAGUUCGCACCACCUGACGAACAAAAGCUUGGAAAGGGGAUCUACUUCAGUAGCAGUGUGUCUGGAGCAGAGAAGCUGUGGCUGACGAGCUUCCCUGAUGAAGAGUACCUGUACUUCGUUGAGGCAAAGGUGCUGACUGGGAAUUCAACAGCUGGCUCUCCAGAUCUUAUUGUGCCACCUCCCUUUGGCAGAGACCCUCUCACCCUGUAUGACAGCAUUGAAGAAGGUCUAGCCACCUUUGUCAUUUUCAAUGGUCACCAGGCCCUACCUAACUAUCUGAUCACCUGCAAAAAGCAUUCAUCAUCAUUUAUGUCGCUAGAACCCUUAAGUGGUUGGGUCGAUAAUCUGAAAUAAUUGUCUCAUGAAAUCAUUUUGUUUUAAAAGAUCUUUAUUUUCUUCAGUGAUUGUCUAUUCUAUUAAUAUAUGCAGGAAAACUGGAUUUGAUCCACCAAUUUAUGAAAUUCAGAAAUAUUUGCAUCACAUGUAUAUUGUUUAUUAAUUCAUCAUGGUUUAGUAAAACAUUUUGGCUUCGGUAUCAGCGCUAUGGUUUCAGUUUAUAACCAACAAAAUGUUAUUGCAGUUUGAAUUCGUAAUUUUCUAAUGAAUGCAUUGUAAAUAUGUUAUAACUUCUUAUGUUAUGUCUUUGGCACAAGGUAAUUUGCUUUUAUUACACUGGACUAUAUAUACAAAAGUAUGUGGAUACCCUUCAAUUUAGUGGAUUCGGCUAUUUCAGCCAUACCAUUUGCUGACAGGUGUAUAAAAUGGAGAAUUUGGUACAUUUGUACAAAUUUACCUAGGUAGAUAGGCAGACAGUAUCUAGCUACAGCCAUCUCUGUCAGGCAUGCUUAGGUAAAUAUUUUUUAUAGUAUAACCAGGGUAUAAGUUUGAGAUUUAGCAAAUUGUAUUAUUGUUUCUUGUCACUGCUAGUAAACUUAGCUAGCUAGCUGGAUAACCAAUAAUUGUUAUCUGCAUCUGUUUGAAAUCCUAUCUUGCGUCAUGCCUAUAAUGUUGUGAGAUUGAAGUACAUCCACGGUCCUAAUCACAACCAAUGUCAACCCUCGUCAAUUAUGUUCCAUAGCUGGCUACUAAAAUUAUUUACAGUUGCUGAUGUUGCACAUGUUUGCUAAACAGUUGCUGAAAAGUCAGAAGCUACUCUUCCUGGGGUCCAGCAACAUUAAGGCAGUUAUAUACAAUUUAAAAUAUUACAUGAAAUUACAAUUCAUAACACUUCAUAACACAUUAAGUGUGUUCCCUCAGGCCACUACUCUACUACCACAUAUCCACAAUACAAAAUGAAUGUGUGUGUAGAGUGCGUGUCUUAUCAUGGGUAUGUGUGUGUGUCUCUUCACAGUCCUCGCUGUUCCAUAAAUUGUAUUUUUAUCCGUUUUUCUAUCUGAUUCUACUACUUGCAUCAGUUACCUGAUGUGGAAUAGAGUUCUAUGUAACCAUGGCUCUACAUUGUACUGUGCGUCUCCCAUAGUCUGUUCUUGACUUGGGGAUUGUGAAGAGACCUCUGGUGGCAUGUCUUGUGGAGUAUGCAUGUGUGUCCGUGCUGUGUGCUAGUACACUGCUCAAAAAAAUA